Racocetra persica is the source of this 638-nucleotide messenger RNA. The record is from the annotation of a GenBank genome assembly. NCBI's taxonomy places the organism in Eukaryota, Fungi, Glomeromycota, Glomeromycetes, Diversisporales, Gigasporaceae.
UGAUACAAUUACAAGUCCUGCACUCGCAAAAUUAUCUUCCACAAAUGAAAUUUUACGACAAACAAAUGAGAAUCUGAAUGUUAAAAUUCUUCAGGCUCAAUCUCGUAUGUCUGUUCUAACGCAAAAAAUAAAAUCAUUGGAAAGUGAACUCAAAACACUUCAAUAUGUUAGUAAAGAUGAUGUUUCUGGAAAUUCAAUUUUAAGAUUUAAAGAAAAAAUACAAGAACUUGAAGCUGAAAAAGAAGGAUUAGAACAAGCUAACUUAGCAUUCUGUGAAGAACGAAAAAAACUUGACCAAAAAAUUGAUUCUUUACUACAACAAUUACAAUCGGUAGGUCAAGGUGGAAAUGAGGCAGCUACACAACUUUCAGAAUUAAAUGGAAAGAUUGUUAAAUUAGAAAAUGUAGUUUCUGGGUUGAAACAAAAAUCUGUAGAGGAGCAUAAGGAAAUGGAAAAAGAAGUCACACGAUUGACUGAAGUUAACCAGAGACUUGAAAAAGAAAUGACUCAAGUUGGACUGAAAUCACUCAAAGGACCUUUAGGAAAUAUUUCACCACAUAUUGGUGCACGUUCUCAAAGUUUAGAUAAUUCUAUACAUUCUAAACUCUUAAGACAAGAAAGUACUAUUAUUCAACAAA